CCCUAAUUUUGGUUGUUGCAGUCGAGAUCUCUCAUCACACACCCACCACCAACCAAAUCAGCUAUGACGGCGACAGAUCUUCUUGUUCCGAGCAAGAGACCGCGAGCCCCGAGCUUCUCCGAUAAGCAUCCUGGUGAUACUCACACCGCCGCCCUUUCUGAUUGGUUGCCUGAUCAGAGAGAUAUGGCGGCUGCCGAUCAGGUUCACCUCAGCAACUUUCUUGACCUCUGCCGUUUCUGCAAGAAGAGCCUACGUCCCGACCAGGACGUUUUCAUGUACGGCUACUUGGGGGCAUUCUGUUCCAAAGAAUGCAGAGCGAAACAGAUGGCAUGCGACAUCUUUAUGGAAUUUCCUCGACGUAAAGUAAACCCUAAGAAGGGAAGAAGAACGUCCAAUGAUGAAGCCUUGGACAGGAUCACUGCGUCAUCAUCAUCAUCAUCACGCUUUUAUAUAUGA
Molecule: messenger RNA, 456 nt
Organism: Camelina sativa (false flax)
Lineage: Eukaryota; Viridiplantae; Streptophyta; Magnoliopsida; Brassicales; Brassicaceae
Product: FCS-Like Zinc finger 16-like
Source: RefSeq, a predicted model, not a curated record